AUGGUGAAAUCCACAACUGGUAUUCCGUUAGAUGUAACUUAUGGCAGCCAAAACUCCAUCACCAGUGUCACUUCUGCGAAUCUCUUUGCUGAGUUCUUCCGUAGCGUUUUCGAGCAUGCUGAGGUUCCUCCGUCGCAGCUGUAUGUUGAUCAAUUUCCAAACUACGAUAUUCGCAUGCAACAGCCUCAAUUCAGUCGCGUCGAUAUUUUUGAAGCUCUUCGAUCGGUUGAUGCAUCGAAAGGUCCAGAUCCGGACUAUAUUCCACCAUCCUUCGUCAAGAACUGUGCAGCAUCGUUAGCCACCCCCGUCAUGCUUAUAUUUAACCACUCCCUUAUGGAUGGCAUUUUUGCGGAUGUUUGGAAGCUGGCAUCAACCACUCCGAUCUUCAAGGCUGGUAAUACGUACAAUGUGGAAAAUUAUCGACCCAUUUCGAUCUUGAGCUGUUUGGCUAAGGUGCCAAGAUGUAUUCAGCUGUUCGGUUAA
This is a messenger RNA of Toxorhynchites rutilus septentrionalis, 483 nucleotides long. RefSeq lists its product as uncharacterized. The record is from RefSeq and is a predicted model, not a curated record. The transcript has a single exon. Bases 1 to 483 code for a protein of 160 amino acids. Lineage: Eukaryota; Metazoa; Arthropoda; Insecta; Diptera; Culicidae.